Molecule: messenger RNA, 749 nt
Organism: Tarenaya hassleriana
Lineage: Eukaryota; Viridiplantae; Streptophyta; Magnoliopsida; Brassicales; Cleomaceae
Product: 40S ribosomal protein S13-2-like
Exons: 5
Coding region: 89-544 (151 amino acids)
Biological process (GO): translation
Cellular component (GO): cytosolic small ribosomal subunit; nucleolus; ribosome
Molecular function (GO): structural constituent of ribosome; small ribosomal subunit rRNA binding
Source: RefSeq, a predicted model, not a curated record
AACCCUAGCAGUCCUCGCCAUUAAUUUGGGAUCAAACCAGGGUUUACGUUUCUCUCUCGAGUGCCGCAGGAAUCCGCACACCGUCACCAUGGGUCGUAUGCACAGCAGAGGAAAGGGUAUUUCGGCAUCUGCCUUGCCGUACAAGCGGACGCCGCCGAGUUGGCUCAAAACCUCUACCCAGGAUGUGGAUGAUGCCAUUUGCAAGUUUGCGAAGAAGGGCCUGACCCCAUCUCAAAUUGGUGUCAUUCUCCGUGACUCCCAUGGAAUCCCGCAGGUUAAGAGUGUUACGGGUAGCAAGAUUUUGAGGAUUCUUAAAGCCCAUGGUCUUGCCCCAGAGAUUCCUGAGGAUCUGUACCACCUGAUCAAGAAAGCAGUUGCUAUCAGGAAGCACCUUGAGAGGAACAGGAAAGACAAAGACUCCAAGUUCAGGUUGAUUCUGGUAGAGAGCAGGAUCCACCGGCUGGCUCGCUACUACAAGAAGACCAAGAAGCUUCCUCCUGUCUGGAAAUAUGAGUCUACUACAGCGAGCACCCUUGUGGCUUAGUGGGCAUGGCUUCAAGAAUCUGCAUUCUGUUAGCAGGACUCAGGCAAUGUGUAUCUCAGCUUUUGUUGGGUUACAAUGAGAUUUUGAACAUUUGGAGAAUUAAGUGGUUCUAUCUGUCAUCAAACUGGUUCAUGUUUCAUUUAUUGUUCAGAGUACUUAAGCUUUGGCCUCUUAUGGUCUGAAAAUGUUUCACUAGCAUUCACUA